Molecule: messenger RNA, 2421 nt
Organism: Ectocarpus sp. CCAP 1310/34
Lineage: Eukaryota; Phaeophyceae; Ectocarpales; Ectocarpaceae
Source: the annotation of a GenBank genome assembly
AUGUACGGGUCUAUUGCUGAGGACGAGGAGUCUAGGUUGGCGCGUAGAUCAAAAAAAGUGUCGUUCGGCAACAUGGGCGAACGACUCACGAUGCAGCCGGACGCAAGACCAUGGUGGAGCCUGGUUGGAGCAGGAGCGCUUGUUCUCGGUGCUGCCGUGGUCGCUUUCGCGUUCGACAAGAUACAAGUCCACACUGCGGCAUCACCAAGAACUUCGGGUGCUAGGUUGGGGUACGUCGUGACCCCUUCGGAGAAGACUCAAGCGACGAUCCAGCAGACCCCGCACGCCUUGCCGAAUGGAAAUUCGCCGACAACAAAACCAAAAGUAGAGGCCGCAGCAGGUGUGGGAGAGGUAGCCCCGCUCUCCUUCCAGGCACUUAACUUCUACCAUAUCCGGGACGGCAAACCGGCGCAGGACUACCCCUGGCUUAAGGGCGUCAAGCUCAUCGAACCCCACCGAGAGACAACUCUCUCGGUGUCAUCGCCGCGCGACGGCCACGACUACAUCUGGGAGGUUCGCGCCGGUGAAACGGACGAGGCCAACCUGGUGGCAACGGCAAGAGGGGCUGAGGCCGUUGUAACCCUGACGACUCUUGACGACAACGUGAUAACUGUGAAGGAGGUACACCCCGACGGGCACAUCGUGCGGCGGUUGGACGAGGUGGUCAUGGUCAAGUACGUUCGAAGGGAGAUCAGGACUCUCACGGAUGAGGAGCGAGAGGAGCUAUUGGAUGCGAUGCACCAGCUUUGGGUGGUGCGAGUGAGCGGAGGCAACGGGAUCGAGCAGGACGGGGACGGUUAUGCGGAUAUGUCCUUCAUCAGCCGCCUGCACUUCAAGGCAGCACAGAACGGCAGCUGCGACCACGUGCUCGCUGAGGAGCAAGGUAGCCUGCUAUGUGCGAGAGGUGGAACACUGCUGAGUGCUGUCACCCAACUUGGUGACCCCCAGAACGAUGAGUUCCAUGAGGGUCUCGGGUUCUUGACCAGCCACUCGAUGCUGACGAAUACCUUUGAGUACAGCUUGCAGCAAGUGAAUCCCAAGCUGACUGUGCCGUACUGGGACUUCACCAUUGAGUACGUUGAGGCGGAAACCGAUGGCGAUGAUGAAAUCAAGAUCAACUCGCCACUUUUCCAAGAGUCUUGGUUCGGCACGGCGGAUCCCGUUGACAACGUGGCUCAUUUCAAGGCCGAGUGGGGUAACAGCCAAGAUGCGCGGCGGCUCUUGACCCUGACGCACACCCCUUCUCUGGCGGGUUCGUGUAUUCUUCAGGUGAAGGAUGGUCGUUGGGCAAACACCGCGAUCCCGCGUACCGACCCCGGCACGGAUGGAGAUUUGAUUCCGGACGUGUACGGCCUCCUCCGCUCGCGCUGGGUCGUCAACUCGUCACCGCCCACCGUACACAGCCAUCUCAGCAAACCAACCGAGCCAAUUACCGUGAAAAACGACAGAUAUCUGACACGGGGACUGGGCAAGUUGUGCGGCGGGUCCACUGUCGAAAGGUACGGUUGGCCAUCAUGCGAGGACCACCACAACUUGGUAAUGGACUACGACGACUUCUACUCGUGGGUGUCCGAGAGCAUGAACUCCCCUCACGGGCCAGUGCACACCUGGAUCGCGGGCGUGCUGAACUGUGAGGACACCAUCAGCUCCCUCAGUAGCCUUGUUGGGGAGAACAAUGCCAAUUCACUGCUGAACACCUUCAAACAGCGGAAACUCCUCUGGAGCUACGGCAUGUUCGGGUGCGAGGGUUUCGCGGCCGAAGGCAUCCCAACGGACGAGCUCCUCUCGUCAGGUAAAUGCGGGUGCCUGGGCUACAACCUCAGCCAGGGAGACGAUUGGAAGACCAUCUACGCCAACCCCACCUCGAAUCUCGACGACUUCAUCGGCGACUACGACGACGAAACCAAGCGCCAGGUGGUCGCGGCCGUGUGUGCCUCCACCAUUUACUACGGCGACCACUUGCAUGUGAGCGUGCGUGCUCUGUUCGGGCACGAAGCGGGCUCCUCGCUGGACCCCACCUUCUGGCCAAUGCACCCUACAAUCGAACGCCUGUUCGUGUUCUCGGCGCUGACGGGACAACUCACCAACUUCCACUGGCCUGACUCUGAGCUUUCCUACACGGACACUAACGGCGAUACCGUCGUCGAGACGACCAGCAAUUAUGGCGACAAGUGUUAUGGCCACGGCGGAAGCGACGUGUUCCCCUUUGGCCUUCUCGACAAUGACGACGAUGCCUUGAAGAUCAAGACCGGGAUGCAGGGAAACGGAGAGACUGGCAACACACUCACGAAUCGGGAGGCCUUAGCAAACAUGGACGGCCGAUUCAACAAUCUGCCAUACGUGUACGAUAACUUCAAGUGGGAGCACUGCCUGGAUUCGGGCAUCGACUUCGACGACGCCUGGGACGCUUCGACGACGUGA